Molecule: messenger RNA, 2823 nt
Organism: Gasterosteus aculeatus aculeatus (three-spined stickleback)
Lineage: Eukaryota; Metazoa; Chordata; Actinopteri; Perciformes; Gasterosteidae
Gene: zbtb22a
Product: zinc finger and BTB domain containing 22a
Biological process (GO): regulation of transcription by RNA polymerase II
Molecular function (GO): protein binding; RNA polymerase II cis-regulatory region sequence-specific DNA binding; DNA-binding transcription factor activity, RNA polymerase II-specific
Source: RefSeq, a predicted model, not a curated record
GGGGGGGCGUGGCCAGUCACUCUAAUGAUGGCGUCGUUCUGUCAACAUCGAUGGCCACGUCACUUCGUAUCAGUCAAUAACUUUCGAUAACUUUCCACACUGUGGCUUCGGUUAUUUUAAUAAUAAUAAUUGGAUCUUUCCUGCCAGUAUGAUGACACCAAACACCCCCUCGCGUUGUGUUGAGGAGCGCUGACGCUGCUUUGUCAACCAGCUAGCAUCAGCUGGUUGACGCUGCUAGCAUUCACGAGCUCGCUUUCAUUGUUAUUACACAACGAUCGAGGGUAAUUUAAUUCGUAUCCGGACUUCACGGACGUUGAUGAUGUGCUGCAAAUAGCCAGCGGCGCGCUCUAUACAAGUGAACAAAAGCUCUGCUUACCGACAUAGCAAAGGCUUGUUAGAACAUGGAUGCCCCCUGCAGUGCGUCUGCAGCUCCAGCUGGCUUGACUGUGCAGGUGUGCUUCCCCGGCGCCCGCGCUGCCGUCCUGGACAAUCUCAACCGCCAGCGGGAGGAAGGCCGGCUGUGUGACCUCUCCAUCCAGGUGCAGGGGCGAGUGUUUCGGGCCCACCGCUGUGUGCUCGCUGCGUCCUCGCCUUACUUCCACGACCAGGUGCUGCUGAAGAAUGUCACGACCGUUUCUCUACCUUCGGUCAUGGACCCGGUGGCCUUUGAGAGUGUCCUGAGCUCGGCCUACACUGGCCAGCUGAGCAUCGUGCAUGAGGACAUCGUGAAUUACGUCACCGUGGCCAGCUUCCUCCAGAUGUGGCACAUCGUGGACAAGUGCACGGAGAUCCUGAAGAGGCCUCGGCCCUCGGCGGACGUCGGCCCCGGGGAGGCCGCCGCCGCCCCGGCCCACCCCGGCACCGCGUCCCGCCAGCAGUCCCCGAGCAGCACCGACUGCUUGUACCUGGAACGGGAGGGAAGAAGGAAGGAGAGGAAGCCGGACGCCCUGCCCCCCUUAGCAACGUGGAGACGUCCGCAGCAGUUCCCCAGGUGGGGGCGGACGCGGUCCUCGUCGGCCCAACACUCAGCCGACUCCCAGCUGGACACGCUGGCCGGCUGCGCGGCGAGUGAUUACGGCAACUGCGAGGAGGCGUGGGCGCCCGGCCACACCAAAAGCAGCCACUUUGCUCACGACGGGCCGGGCAACAACGGCGGGAGCCGGUACCACGGGGGGCUCCCCGGUGGCGAGGCAUUCAAACAGAAGGUCCGGUUUCAACAGCGGGGCGUGGCGCCCGGCAGCGGCAGACUGCUCGAUAAGAAUCGAGAGGGCGGAGACAGUGAUGAGACGCAAGAGAAGAGGAGGAGGGAGAAAAGAGAAAUCGAAGCCGACGAAGGAGUUGGAGAAGCAGCCGCGGAGAAGAAGGCGGGCUUUGUGCAAAUGGGGCACUGCGACUUCCGCCCAUUUUCAGAUGAGAGUGUAGGCCAAGCCGCGGGGAAGGCCAGGGUGGAGGAGAUGAAGGAUAAGGUGCACAGAGGUUUGGCAGGAAGAGACCUCCCCUCUGACCCGCCCGGCGCUCACGCUUACCAAUCCGCUGAAGGAGUUCCGGGCUCCGCCUGUCCGGUGUCGGCCCGGCUGCAGUGGCAGACGGGCCCCUGGUCCCAACAAGAGCAGAGGCCGCAGGACGGAGAGGGUGGCAGCUGCAGUAAAGACGAGGACGAAGACGAGGAGGAGGAGGAGGAGGGGGAGGAGGGGGACGCGGACUUUGAGUGCUUCACAGAAGGGGCGGUUGGCCGAGGCACAUACAGCGAGAUCGAAGAUGGCACGGGGCAGGUCUCCCAGAGGCCUUUAGUGCCUGCGUCCCCCGACUUCACCACGGGAGGGUCAGAGGUCAACUGGCCCUCCACCAGCGCGGUACAGGGUGGCACGGCAACCCCCGCCUCACGCCGCCACUCGUCUCCACCGUCUGCGUUUCCACCGCCCUCCUCGCCGCCGACUCCGUCCUCGUCCUCCUCGGUGUCCCUCGCCGGCGCCCCCUACACGGGCAAAGUCCACUUCUGCCACUGCGGCAAGGCCUACACCCUGAAGAGCAUGCGCGACCGCCACGUGAAGAUGCAGCACCUCAACCUACGGCCCUUCGGCUGCCCCGUUUGCACAAAGUCCUUCAAGAUGAAGCACCAUCUGACCAAGCACCUCAAGACUCACGGAGGGCUGCGGCCCUACGAGUGCGGCCUCUGCGGGAAGAAGGUCAUUUGGAGGGACAGCUUCCUCAGGCACCAGGCCCGAUGCGAGCAACUGGCCUCCAGCUCCUCGGCCAACGGCGAGGACGCGAGCGCACCCGCGGCGGGCAUCGACGGCGGCUUCGCUUACGAAUUCGAAGAGGGCGAGGCUUUUCUGGCGCCGGGAGGACAGGUGAAGGUGGAGGAGGCGGAUUUUCACGGGGAGAUGGAGGAGGGGAUGCGCGGCCUCCUGGGCAGCGUGUCUGGGAUGGUGGACGAGCUGAGAACUCAGUCCCCAAACCCGGACGGCGGUAGUCAUGUUUUUAAAGAGGAGAGCUUCGGCGGUAAUUAACACAAAUACACGCUGACGUGGCGACUUCAUCCGACACAAAGUCAUUGGCGGCUCGAUGGGCGGCGGCUUUUGUUCCAUACUUUUUUUUUUUUGUCUGCACUUUUCAUGCCGCGAAUUAUAUAAUAAUGUGUUUAGCAAUUCUGUGCUUUCAUCAAGUGGUCCCAUUUCAAUUGUUCAGUGCCACAUUCUUGUUAAGUGAUGCUGUCAGCUGUACAUCUGUGUUGUGAAUAUACUUUUUUACUAAUACAUUAGGAUAAUAAAUGUGUUGUGCGACACAUUUGUGUCUCUUUACACAAAGUCUUGACUCAGAAAA